Molecule: messenger RNA, 4353 nt
Organism: Trichoplax adhaerens
Lineage: Eukaryota; Metazoa; Placozoa; Uniplacotomia; Trichoplacea; Trichoplacidae
Exons: 29
Coding region: 1-4353 (1450 amino acids)
Biological process (GO): transmembrane transport
Cellular component (GO): membrane
Molecular function (GO): ABC-type transporter activity; ATP hydrolysis activity; ATP binding
Source: RefSeq, a predicted model, not a curated record
AUGGCUGAACAACUAAGUGCACUAUCCAACAUUACGGCCACAUCACAUCCAAUCGGAGUUUUAGAUUUAUGCCAGCCUGUGUCACCUUUCUGGGUGGAUGUAUUUAACACAACAUGGCCGGAUUUUACCAUUUGUUUCGAAGAUACUAUUUUAAUUACAGCACCGUACAUGGUACUUGCUUUAUACUGCCUAUUUUAUCUUCCGUAUUUGUAUGGAAAGUCUAAGCGCGUAAAGUUACUCAAGAUUGGGCCAACUCCAGUACUAUUUAAUGUAAAGUUGGGAUUAUGCGCAACUAUGAUCACGCUGCACCUCGUAGAAUUAGGUCUCACCGGCCUCGAAUCAACACAAAUCCAAAUUCCUGGAUCCUAUAUUCUGUCGUCUAGCAUAUCACUAUGUGGAAUGAUGUUAGUAGCUCUGUUAGUAGUUCUGGAAAGGCGAGCUGGCGUAAGAUCAUCCGGCAUCUUGUGUGUUUUUUGGAUACUAAAUACUCUGAAUUUUUGGCCGUCACCUAGUAGAUUGAUAAUCUUUGCAAUCAAUAUGUGCUUGGUGAUUACAUCAACAAUUCUUUCAUUCUUUGCUGAUCUAUCAAAAGUCUUACCAAAUAAAAAGGAUAAGAAUCUUUCGCCAGAGUAUAACGCAUCCUUUUUAUCGAAAAUUACGUUUUGGUGGAUGAAUCGGAUGAUGUGGAUGGGCUUUAGACGUCCUUUAACUGAUAGAGACCUUUGGCAGUUAGAUGAUGAGGAUAAAUGUUAUAAUUUAGGCUUACAUUUUAAUGAAUACUGGCAGCAAGAAGUAGAACAGAAAAAACUCUUUAUAGAAUUUAUGAGUGAUAAGAGUGUAGACAGCUGGUUUGGAUAUAUUCUUGCCAUAGGAUUAUUUUUGGUGACAAUUAUUAGCGCUCUAUUUAGAGAACAGUACCAACGAAAGUGUUUUAUAUGCGGAAUAAAAAUUAGGUCGUCCUUAGUAUGGGCUAUAUAUAGAAAGGCUUUACUCUUGUCAGAUGCAGCACGAAAAGAUUCUACUGUGGGAGAAAUUGUUAAUUUAAUGUCCUAUGAUGCCCAACAAUUUCAAAGCUUAAUCAUGUUCCUUCACGAUAUCUGGUCGUCACCGCUACAAAUUGGAAUUUGUAUGUAUUUCCUUUAUAACACUUUAGGAGCUGCUUCUUUAGCUGGUGUUGGCAUUUUGUUAGUCUUAUUACCGAUUAACAUCAUUUUAUGUCUGAAAGCAAGAAAUAUUCAGGUGAAACAGCUGAAAUUGAAAGAUGAGAGAAUUCAAGUCAUUAGCGAAGUCGUGAAUGCUAUUAAGACAUUAAAAAUGUGUGCCUGGGAAGAGCCAUUUCUUAACAUCAUUAAUGAGAUUAGGGAUAAUGAAUUAAAACUGCUUCGGACAUCGUCAAUCCUAUAUGGCGUAGCUGAGAUAGCUUGGCAAGCUUCACCAUUAUUAGUCUCCUUAGUUACAUUUGCCACUUACAUCUUGUCAGGAAAUUCUUUAACAGUUGAAAGUGCAUUUGUUGGAAUGUCUUUAUUUAACUUAUUGCGCUUUCCAGUGGGAAUAUUACCAAUAGUAUUGUCUAAUAUCAUGCAACUUAGUAUAUCGCUAAAAAGGAUAACAAGCUAUAUGUUAAGGAAUGAACUCGAACCUCAAAGCAUAUGUCGGCAAAUGCCUCCGGGAAAAGAGACGAUAGCUGUAAAUUUCAAUAAAGCUAGCUUUAAAUGGUCACCAACCGAUGACAAACCCGUCCUGAACAGAAUUCAACUUGAAAUACCCAAAGGUUCCCUAGUUGCUAUCGUUGGACAUGUUGGUAGCGGAAAGUCUUCCUUGCUUAAUUCCAUUAUUGGUGAAUUACACCGCUCUCAUGGCGAUGCUUUCGUCGAAGGAUCCAUCUCCUAUGUUCCACAACAACCAUGGAUCGAAAAUUGUUCAUUUAAAGAUAACGUGCUAUUUGGGAAUGAAUAUGAUACGGCAAGAUAUAGGCAGACUUUGCAAGCUUGUUCCCUUUAUCACGACCUUCGCUUACUUCCUGGUGCUGAUUUAACUGAAAUCGGAGAAAAGGGAUUAAAUCUUAGUGGUGGUCAGAAGCAGCGUUUAAAUUUAGCACGUGCAGUUUACUGCAAUCGUGAUAUAUAUCUCCUCGAUAAUACACUUAGUGCAGUGGAUAUCAAUGUUGGAACAGCAAUUUUUAAUUGUGUUAUUGGGCCAAACGGGACAUUAAGGCACAAGACACGCAUAUUAGUAACUCAUAACUUAAGCUUUCUUCCCCAAAUGGAUCAAAUCUAUGUCAUGAAUAAAGGUUUAAUAGUUGAGAGGGGCACGUAUAAAACGUUGAUUGCAGAUGGUGGAGCUUUUUCUGAAGUAUUACAAACAUUUACAAAAACUGAUGAAACUCCAAAUAAAUAUGAAAAAGAAUUAGACCAAGACAAUGACGAUAAUCAAGAAAAUAUCAAACUUAAUCGUCAAGUAAGCACCAUUUCUACAGUAUCAUCGCCGGUACCUAAUCCGAAAAAUCGGACAGGAGUUAUUCGAAUAAAGUCAAAGUCUAAGGACUCCUUUAAGAAACAAUUGAAACGGGAAAUUAAGAAAAAGAAAAUUACUAGUAAUGAAGAAGCAAUGUCAGGACAGGUAAAAGUGUCGGUCUACUUGCUAUAUAUGAAAUCGAUUGGAUUCUUUUUAGGCAUUAUUAUCGUAUUAUUUGAAAUUGCUGGCCAAGCAUGUUAUGCAGUGUCUAGCUUUUGGUUAGUUACAUGGACUUCCAACCUAAAUAAUACCAAUGCAACACAAAGUGAUGAGUACUAUCUCGGAAUUUAUGGACUUAUUGCAGCCAUUCAAAUUGUAGUUUUGGGAGUGAACGCUAUCGUUAUAGCAUUAGCCCGAAUCAAAGCAUCCGACGAUUUUCAUUUUAAUCUAGUUCAUAGUGUGGUGAAUGCACCUAUAUCCUUCUUCGAUUCUACGCCCAUUGGUAGAAUUAUUAAUCGUUUCUCGCAUGAUAUUAACGGAAUCGAUGAAGUUGUACCCACCAUGUUUAGCGGCUUUCUUUCCAUGUCUGUUAGUGCUCUUAUGGUUAUUGUCGUUGUCAGCGUAUCUACACCGACAUUUAUAAUAGCGAUUGUACCACUUUUCAUUAUGUAUUUCUUUACUCAGCGCUUCUAUAUAUCGACAUCGAGGCAACUAGGGCGCUUGGAAUCGAUAUCUAGGUCUCCCAUCUUUUCACACUUUAGCGAAAGUCUACAAGGCGUAGCCACUAUUCGAUCUUUUGGUGUCCAAGAAAGAUUUGCUACGGAAUGUCAUAAAAAAGUAGACGUCAAUCAAAUGGCUUACUAUCCAUCAGCUGCCACAAAUUUUUGGCUUGGUGUUCAUCUCGAUUUUAUUGGAGCUUGCAUUGUUUUAUUGGCAUCCACACUCGCUGUUUAUUAUCGUGGGUCUAUUCUUGCUGGUAGUGCAGCUGUAUCCGUUUCCUUUGCCUUACAGAUCACCAAUGUAUUGAACUGGAUGGUCAGGGCAGCUAAUGGCUUAGAGAAAAGUAUUAUUGCAGCAGAAAGAAUUAAAGAAUAUUCCGAUAUAUCUGAGCAGGCGUCUGCAAUUAUUGAUGAUUCUAGGCCGCCUCCAGGCUGGCCAAGUAAAGGAGAAAUUGAAUUUGAGAGCUACUCUGUUUCAUAUAAUAAAAAUAGCAGACUAGUUCUUCGAAAUAUCAAUGUAAAAGUGGAAGCGAGAGAAAAAUUAGGCGUCAUUGGUAGGACAGGAGCUGGAAAAACUACGUUAGUACGAGCUCUGUUUCGUCUAUCAGAACCGUGUGAAGGUUGCAUUUACAUAGACGGAUUAAAUAUAUCCAAAAUAGGGCUGUAUGAUUUAAGAUCGAAAUUAACCAUUAUACCUCAGGAUCCUGUUUUAUUUACUGGCACACUACGUCUAAAUAUUGAUCCAUCCAAUCAGUACAGUGAUAGUGAAAUAUGGAAUGCGUUAGAAAGUGUGCAUUUAAAGAGUUUUGUAUAUAGGCUAGAUAAAGGCUUAUAUUUGCCUAUUAAUGAAGGUGGAGAGAACCUGAGUGUAGGACAGCGACAGCUUAUAUGUUUGGCCAGAGCAAUGCUACAAAACAGUAAAAUUUUGGUACUUGAUGAAGCUACUGCUUCGAUAGAUACUGAAAGUGAUCAGCUUGUUCAGAAAACUAUCAGAGAACAAUUUAAAGCUUCCACAGUAAUAACCAUUGCUCAUCGACUAAAUACAGUUUUAGAUUCAUCAAGGAUUCUAAUAUUAGAGAAUGGUAUCAUUAAAGAACACGAUCGACCCUCCAACUUAAUUGCAAAUAGUAGCAGUAAAUACUAUCAUAUGCUUAAAGACGCAGAUUUAUUGCAAAAUUGA